Molecule: messenger RNA, 1840 nt
Organism: Staurois parvus
Lineage: Eukaryota; Metazoa; Chordata; Amphibia; Anura; Ranidae
Source: the annotation of a GenBank genome assembly
AUGGCGGUCGGCGGUGUCACUCUGGUGUCACUCUGGUUCCCCGGCAGGUCCGGCACGCAGGAGGGGAUGGCAGAGGACGCGCUCUAUGAAAAGAUCUCGAAGAAGGGCGGACUGACCGCGGGCGACACCCAGGAGGAGACCGAACCCAUCAACCUUCUGCAGAAACUGCGCAGCCGCAUCACGAAAGCCGUGCAAACAAAAGUGGACGGUAUACUGGGGGAUGUCCAGAAGUUGUCAGACUAUGACAAGCUCUACCUGUAUCUCCAGCUGCCACCCGGCCCCAGCGGCCCCGACAAGAGCCUGGAUGUAGGAUGCGUGACCACGGCGGAACACAUGCACGCCUGUACGUGGAUCCGGAACCACCUGGAGGAGCACACCGACACCUGCCUGCCCAAACAGGAUGUCUACGACGCCUAUAAGCGCUACUGUGACAACCUCUGCGGGCGGCCGCUCAGCGUAGCCAACUUCGGGAAGAUCAUCCGGGAGAUUUUCCCCAAUAUUAAGGCCCGGAGGCUGGGAGGGCGGGGCCAGUCCAAAUAUCCUUCUGUGUGUGUGAGGCCGAAGAGUUAUGGGUGAGCAUAGCCGCCCCUGCCCAGCCUGGACCACACACCAAGAUGACCGAAAGUUCUGAGCUGACGGAUCUGGUCCAAUCGUACAAAACAACGACGUGAUCAACGCCUCCUGCGCUCUGAUCUGCAAUUGGGCGGAGAGAUCCUGAAGCGAUCGUUCCAACAACGUGGUGGAAGUGGCCCAAUUUCUGAUCCAGCCAGCACAUCAUUAACCCCCGCAGCGCCAAUGCCGAGCUGGUCCUUCUCCAUGCGUCCUGUCAGAAAACUCUCAGAGCGGAGGGCAGAAAAAUACAGAAACUGUCCGGCAGAUGUGCCCGGACCAAGAGGCCCCGUCCCCCGAUAACAGCAUGGCAGACAAUAAGAACAAGAAGACGCCCCCCAAUACGCACCCAGUCAGCCCCCCGCAGGUGAGGAAGCGCCCCCCCGAGCCGCAGAAGGCAGCCAGCAGCCCCCAGGUGGACGCUUUGGUCGCCAAGCUUCCGGUCCUCCGCCCCCGCCUCCCCACAGAAGACAAGUUCCUCAGUUCCAGCCCGCCGGUCCGAUUCCCCCCUCCCGUCCUGGCUUCCAAUAUCAUCCCCGGGCACUUGAAGGUGUCGCCUUUGCCGUUCGCCGCCGUUCCUCCGGUAGUGCCCCUGGCGGUCACCGCGGGGGUGAACGGGACGGGAUUGGUCCCUCAGCCGGUGACUCAGCCCGUCAUCAGUAUGAUCCUCCCGGACAUGGUCAACUUGGAACCUCACGCCCUGCCGAAAGCCAACCAGAACGGCAUCAAAGAGCUGGCGGGGGGCUCGCCCGAAAACAAAGCGGCCAAACGGCUCGUGGCCUCCGUGGAGGAGGGGCAGUCGAAAAGGAAACGGGGCCGCCCAAGGAAGGUGGACAAUUCUGGAAAGGGGCCCUCGACGUCUACGGCACAGCCCGGGAGGAUGGUAGCGGAAAACCCCGGCGCGCCGCAAAUUAGGGACAAUGCCCAGGACGCCGUCGGCUCGGCCCUGCAGGGAAACGACUCCACGGCACCGCCGACCACCGAAGACCCGAUCCCGAAAAGUCAGCUGGAGGCGCCAGAGGUGCUUCCUCCCAGCCCGGCCGAGACGCGGGAAGCCCAGUCCGCUCCCGAGGUCAGGAGGCCGGACGUCGUGCCCAACCAGGUCAGUGUCAUCCAAGAUGGCCGACAGAGCCUGGUGCAGUGGACUGUACGGACUGCAGAGCAGAGGAGCAACCGGGAGGAAGCGUCCACGCCCAGCGAAUCGGAAUGGGUUAGGAUCCAGGUUGACUGA